This is a messenger RNA of Pseudo-nitzschia multistriata, 3397 nucleotides long. The record is from the annotation of a GenBank genome assembly. NCBI's taxonomy places the organism in Eukaryota, Bacillariophyta, Bacillariophyceae, Bacillariales, Bacillariaceae.
GAAUUUUCUUCCCACCUUGUUCAUGAUUCCGACUUCUUUCACAAGAAAUACGGAAAGAACGUAUGUGUACGUCUAUCAAUGGAUGAUUCGGCUAACAAGACUGAAUUGAGGGCUUGAGCAAAGAAGGAGGAAAAUAUAGGCUUCGGUCACUGCAUCAAAAGGGUACAAUGUUGUCCCAUCACUCUAAUAACGCGCUGCGCUGGGCUUUUGCAGGAGGAGCUUCUCGUAGUAGUACGCAGCUGUAUUCCAUACUCCACUUUAGUACGAAUAGCGACAGCAAAGGCGGAUCUGUUGGCGACUACUUCAAUGCAUUGCGAUGGAAGGCUGCCGAUGCACUAACGUCUAAUUUGCCCGAAGAGGAAAGAAAUUUACUGCUUGGCAAAUUAUCAGCCAAUAAUCGUAAAGUAAGUUCUGAAAAACUACGUGACGAUGCCUCACCUCAAGCAACUGGAUUCGACACGGAAGAAGAAAAUAACAUGACGAGUUACCAGCCUUCCAUAGCAGAAGCGGUAGCCGCUACCAAGUUGCGAGAAGCAGAGCGAUACGAAGAAAAGUGGAAGAAUGAGAAAGAGGCACUUAAAGCAGAGGCAGAGGCGGCAGCUCGUGCUCGCAUAGAGAGUGAUCUGACAAUUCAGAAAAGGCAGAUUGCCUUUAAAGCUUGGAAGUCUCAAUUGGAACAGGAAAAAAUGGAACACRAGACUGAUUCUGACACUCAAAUACUUAGCAAAAACAAAAAAUCGAACACUCUUGGAGAACACCCAGUAUUAGGACCCCUUAUUGCUGAUUUGGGGUACAAGAGGAUCCAUCUUGCCUCCUCCAAAGACCUGGCCACUAUUCCAGUGUGGAAAAAGCAAAGAAUAUACCGACACGGACGUUCCAAAAGCAUGGCUACCGACAAAAUCAAAACUCUUCAUCUUGGUAUGCCAGGAAUUAUUGGAAUUUUUGAGGUAAGUAACGGAACGAAAAGGGAGCAUACAAGUACGAACGUACUGGUCAGACUGUUACAAGUAUCAUCUAAUUCAACGCUUUCCUUUUUCUUUUUCCGCAAUAAUUUUAGAACAGUGAUGGUAGCCUCGUUAUUAUUGACGGGCAGCAUCGGAUCGGUAUGUUGAAAGUCCUAAAAGACAAAGUGUCGGACGAUGAUUUUAACUUUGAAAGAGUUUUAGUGGAAGUUUUCCCGUCGCAAAUAGAGCAUGACGAAGAAUUGCAGACGAAAGAGAUUUUUUUGGAAGUGAAUAAAGCUGAACCAGUGAAGCUGGUGGAUUUACCAGGAGUGGCGAAAGCAAAAGAUAGAAAAAUUAUCAACGAAGUGGCGGAGCGUUUGCGAAAUAAUUUUCCUGACAUGUUUAGCGAAAGCCAGCGAUGCCGAGUUCCACAUUUGAAUGUCGAUAACUUGCGGGAUGCACUUUUUGCGUCAAAAAUUAUCGAAAAGCAUUCCCUCAAAACUACCAAGGCUUUAGAAGAGUGGAUUAUGGAGCGAAACGAUUUGCUAGCAACUGAGUUUCAAGAAGAGACCAGCAGAAAUUCGGUCUCACUAAAUGCUUUGAAGAAAGCUGAAAAGUUUCAAUUCUAUUUAGGACUUGAUUCGGGUUGGCUUUAUAAGUAGAUAUCAAAGUUAAUGACGCUGAGAGAAAAACCAGAUGACGGUAAAGAAGAUUGGUCGCAGUGUCGAAUAGAAAGGUGACUUCCCAAGGCGUAAAACAAUAUACGAGCAGCGCCCAGCUCAUAGAUCCUGAUUGUGUUUUUAUUGUUCAAUGUAUGUAAUCCUCCAAUUUUGAGCAGGGCAAUCAACUGAGCUGCAGAAAGUCCUUACUAAUUUCGAACUUGUAAUUGUAGCGUUAUGAAAAUUUCUUUAAAUAAAUAAUGUCUUCGUCAAUUGCGUACCGUAGCUAUCGAUAAAAACAAUCAGUUAAUCCUCUUUUGCUUGUCCAUUCAGUGACUUCAAAGCUCCAGUCACCAUAUCUUGCAAUUCUUUAAAAUGAUCUUCGUCAAAUGUCUCUUUCUUUUCCACCCAGUCUGCCAAAAUUUUUUCGAUGAUGGAGUGAAGGUCAUUCACUGCACAACUUGAAUCUUGGCAAUGAGGACCCAAGACACCGAUCCCCCUCACCAAUGUCUCUUGUACAGUUACUGGAACAAAUACAUCAGACGAAAAUAGCUCACAUAUGGCUUUGCAGAAGCUUGAACUAAGAGAUAGAAUAAUUUCACUGUCCAUCCUUUCCUCCGAUAACUCGAGGUAAACAGAAAGGUCUUCGACAAGAUCUGCGGACAAUCCUGCUAACCUUUGAAUCAAUUUGGUAUUGGCAGAAUUGAAGCCUUCUUGCGAAAGCUUUUUGAAUUUCUGUCCUAAUCUAUCAAAACCUUUGAAUUCGGCGACRUGUUUUUGCGCAACAGCAUUCCCUCGAAGUAAUGCACCUAUGGCAUAUAUGCCUUUUGUUAAAAGUGUCCUAAUUUCCCAUGAGCUCGGAUCGUCAUAUUUUUGACAGAAGACAUCAACGAGCAGAUCGAUCGCUGUGACCAAUUUUUCAUUUUUCAGAGCUACUGGCUCGACUGCGUAUGGGAAGAAUUCUUCUGUAUUUUUCACUGCAGUACCGAUGACCCAAGCAGCAUGAGAUUGAAUAGUUCGAAUCUUUGCUUGAUUUACUCGUGAAAGCCCGUCAAUUCGUUGAUCUAUUGGCACGUGGGAUUCUUCCGCCACAAGCUUCACCAAUAAGGGCCAACCAUCCAUUGUAUGAAAAUCUCGAGCCAUGUCAAUAUCAGAUAGCUGAAACUCCAAAUCUUUUAAUAACGACACGAUGUCGGUGACGAUGUCAUCGUCGUAAUCUGCUUCUAGAUCAAUAGAUUUCAAUUCCGUUUCGGGGUUUGCUAGGUACUCCUUGAUGCCUGCAAUCCUUGCUUUCAAAAUUUCAGGAAAAUUCAAUUCCGCUUCAAGCAAAUCUGCUUGGCGCUCGUUCCAUAUUUCCAGCAUGCGUUCUUCAAAGGCAAGCCUCAACGGACCCUCUUUGGAAUCCGGGAGUUCAGGCAGGCCACCCAUUGCCACUAUUUCCUCUGGUGGUAGUUUUGAAAGUGUUCGAUGCAUCAUCUCAAAGUUAUAGUUCGUUGAAUUUUGGGGCUGUGUGAUAUCCUCUUUCUUGACCUCGUUUACGGUGACCGAUCCGUCGUUAUCAACGACCGCCAUUGCUACAGAACUUUCACCACUUCCAUCCGCAUUUUUCUUGAUGUGAACAUCUUUGACUUCGGCGUCGUCGUCAUCGUCCAUGAGUUUCACCCAUUUUUCUCCGGUUGUCAUGUCCAUUCUCACAUGUGCACCGGCAGGGAUGGUAUCAUUUCCUUCGACGCGCUGCCAUUCUUUGGUAGCCUCAAUUUCUUUCGCAUAGCAAAACAAAGAACAUCUUGACCU